AUGGCUCUAAUUCAGGACUCUCUGGCGACCAUUGGGGAUGCAAUACAGCACCCAAUCAGCUUGUUCCUGACGGCUAUUGCCGUUCAGCUUGUCUAUCUCAUUGUCUUAGGCCUCUAUCGUCUCUACUUACACCCUCUGAGCAAAUUUCCCGGCCCAAAGCUGGCGGCUUUGACUUACUGGUACCAGACAUACUUUGAUCUCCUCAAGGCUCCUGGUGGGCAGUUUAUGUUUCAAUACCGCAGGCUCCAUGAGCAAUAUGGGCCAAUCAUCCGCAUUAGUCCAAAUGAGGUUCACAUCCAGGACUCGAGCUUCUUCGACGAAAUGUUCUCCCAAACCCUGCACUGGGAUAAGCCUGACCAUCUGCAGUACCGCUUCAACAAUGAGACAGGGACGUUCCCGACUCCUAAGCACGAGAUUCACCGACGUCGCCGUGCAGCAGUGAACCCCUUCUUCUCAAAACAGAGGAUCGCAGACGUAUCCUGGAUCAUGCAGGAGCAAUUAAACACGCUCUGUGCUCGAAUUCGCAAUGAAUACCAGGGAACAGACCAGAUCUUGCGUUUAGAUUGGAUGUGGGGUUGUAUCACUUCCGAUAGUAUCGUUCGCUACUGCUUCGAUCAGAGCUACGGGUUUCUGGAUGCUCCGGAUUUCAAGUCCGCCUUUAUGCAGGCGAUGGUCAAUCUUUUUGACGGCAUCCAUCUCGUUACCCAGUUCCCAUUUGUGGUGACCAUCCUCAAUGCGCUCCCAGAGCAUCUGCUGGCUCUGAUCCAGCCAGGGAUGAAAUAUGUCCAUGACUUCAACCAUGAAAUGAAAUGCCAGAUUAUAGGCGUCCUGGCCGACAAGAAAAACGGGGGAAGCCCUAAGCGCACGGUCUUCCACGCGCUGCUGGAGUCAGAUCUGCCCCCUGAAGAGCUAUCUCCGAUACGUCUCCAGCACGAAGCUAUCAGCGUGGUAGGGGCAGGCAUUGAGACAACCAAGUGGGCCCUGUCUGUUGGCAGCUUUCACAUCAUCAACAAUCCUGUGCUCUACCAACGCCUGCGGGAGGAGCUCGAGGCAGCGAUUCCCGACCCUCAGAACAUCCCUCCAUUGAAAGAGUUGGAGCGGCUCCCUUAUUUAACCAGCUGUAUCCAAGAAUCAAUUCGCAUGUCCUAUGGAACAGCCCAGCGGAGUCCUCGUGUCUCUCAGGCCUUCGACCUGCCCUACAAGUCGUAUAUAAUUCCCCGCGGGUCCAUCGUCAGCAUGGAUAAUUAUGCCAUUUCUCACGAUGAGACCAUCUUCUCAGAUUCGUACGAGUUCCAGCCCGAGCGCUGGAUGGGAGACCCGGUCGCUCCUGACGGCAAGAAGCUGGUCCGGUAUCUGGUGUCAUUUGGCAAGGGCACUCGAUCAUGUCUGGGCAUCAACCUGGCUUAUGCGGAGAUGUAUAUUGCCAUGGCGAAUAUCUACCGGAACUUCGAGUUCGAACUGUUUCAGACGGACCGCACGGAUGUUGACUGUUUCAAGGAGAUGUUCGUUCCUCGUCCGAAGCCAGGGACCUUGGGGGUGCGAGCGAAAGUCAAGUAG
Messenger RNA from Penicillium macrosclerotiorum, 1557 nucleotides. Its product is annotated as cytochrome P450. The record is from RefSeq and is a predicted model, not a curated record. The coding region runs from base 1 to 1557 and encodes 518 amino acids. NCBI's taxonomy places the organism in Eukaryota, Fungi, Ascomycota, Eurotiomycetes, Eurotiales, Aspergillaceae. Gene Ontology annotation, molecular function: heme binding; iron ion binding; monooxygenase activity. The transcript has 4 exons.